Rattus norvegicus (Norway rat) is the source of this 693-nucleotide messenger RNA. It is a transcript of the gene Ciao2b, whose product is annotated as cytosolic iron-sulfur assembly component 2B. The transcript is spliced from 5 exons. Bases 39 to 536 code for a protein of 165 amino acids. Gene Ontology annotation, cellular component: nucleus; cytoplasm; spindle. The record is from RefSeq and is marked inferred. Gene Ontology annotation, biological process: protein maturation; chromosome segregation. Lineage: Eukaryota; Metazoa; Chordata; Mammalia; Rodentia; Muridae.
ACACACCACCAGGGGGUUGUGGGAACUGCGGUUCCGGGAUGGUGGGCGGUGGUGGCGGCGGCGGCGGCGGCGGGCUCCUAGAGAAUGCUAACCCCCUCAUCUAUGAGCGAUCGGGGGAGCGGCCGGUGACGGCGGGUGAAGAAGAUGAGGAAGUGCCGGACAGCAUCGAUGCCCGGGAGAUCUUCGAUCUUAUUCGCUCCAUUAAUGACCCGGAGCAUCCACUGACACUGGAGGAAUUGAACGUAGUAGAGCAGGUUCGAAUUCAGGUUAGCGACCCGGAGAGCACAGUAGCAGUGGCCUUCACACCCACCAUCCCUCACUGCAGCAUGGCCACACUUAUAGGCCUUUCUAUCAAAGUCAAGCUUCUGCGAUCCCUUCCCCAGCGGUUCAAGAUGGAUGUGCACAUUACGCCGGGCACCCACGCCUCAGAGCAUGCAGUGAACAAACAACUUGCAGAUAAGGAGCGAGUGGCAGCUGCCCUGGAGAAUACCCACCUGCUAGAGGUCGUUAAUCAGUGUCUGUCUGCCCGCUCAUGAGCCUGGCUUUUGACCACCAGCCUGCACACAGAGGUCCUGGCUUCGGCUCCACAAAAGGCUUCUGGCUUUGUUUUCUUGAAUCACUGACAAGGAGAAACUUAACACUUUUUAUUUUGUAAUAAACCCUUAAUUUAUAUUCAUUUCCCAGCAUGCCUUA